Molecule: messenger RNA, 2175 nt
Organism: Physcomitrium patens
Lineage: Eukaryota; Viridiplantae; Streptophyta; Bryopsida; Funariales; Funariaceae
Product: putative folate-biopterin transporter 7
Cellular component (GO): membrane
Source: RefSeq, a predicted model, not a curated record
AUUUAGAGCAAUCGAGGGAGACUGUGACAGUGAAAGCUGAUGUGUGCAGUACAUGAAGACUUUGAGAUUGUAGGUGUUGAACCGCGAGCGGGGUAGUUGGGGUGUGAUCGAUUUCGCAGCUUGCUCGUCAAGCAUUAAUCUAAUUGUGUUGCUUGGAGUGGAAGUGAGGGCUGUGGGUUUGACUGAGCACUGCGUUGCGGGGAAUUCAAAAAUGGCGAGAGAUGGAGAGCCAUGAACUUAUCCUCGGACCGUCAUUUUGCCUAGUUACGAGCUGAUUCUAGACGACGACGACGGUGAGGUCGAAGAGUGUGUACAGGGGGCUUUUGAAGCAGAAGCCAUGGGUACCAUCGGCCGACUAAGGAAAAUCUAUGGAGGCACUUUCAUGUCCUUGGUGUCAUUAUGCUACUUCUUGCAGUCCUUCAGAAGUUUCCCUUGGAUGGCCAUGACUUACUGGUACAAGGACAAUUUGAAGGUUGACCCUGGCACAAUGCAAUUUUUAAUGUCAACGACUAUGCUUCCCAUGGUUGCCAAGCCCGUCUACGGCAUUAUUUCCGACUCUGUGUACAUUAAAGGCGCGCAUCGUCUUCCGUAUCUCAUUCUUGCAGGGGGGCUUCAAUUGUUUGCUUGGACCAUAAUAGCCACGUUCUCGGGGGUGUCGUCAACGGCUAGCAUGUUGACAGCAUUCCUCACUAUCACAAACUUAGGUGGUGCCAUAUCGGAGGUUGUGCAAGAUGCCAUGGUUGCCGAAGCUGGGAAGAACAAAGCGGGUGCCCAGCAAGGUGAGCUGCAGUCCUUUGUCUGGCUAGCAAUGGCAUUCGGUGGAGUGGUGGGGAACUUGACCGCCGGGUAUGCUAUGAAGAUGCUCACCCCGAAAGCCAUGGUACAGAUCUUCAUAUCUCUUCUCACAAUUCAGGUGUUUUUGACCUUCUCUGUAAGUGAGCACUCAUUUGGCUUACGACCUGCGGAGAAGGGCACCGAUGACAAUCCAAAGCUCAAACAAUCCCCAGCACAGAAGGACGUUUCCUCAGCAAUGUGGGAACAGCUCACAAAGCUGAAAGCCGCCCUCCAGAAGCCCGCACUCCACAGGCCCCUCCUGUGGUUCCUCUCAUCGUUCGGUUUCAUACCAGGCCUCGGAAGCUCAAUGUUCUUCUUCCACACGGAGCACUUGGGUUUGAAUGCUUCCGUGCUGGGGCUUGCCAGGCUGGUGGGUCAAGUUGGCUUGAUCUUCGGCAGCAUGCUCUACAACAAGGCUCUCAAGGGUGUGCCUGUUCGGCGGCUGUUUACCAUUGUCCAGAUCCUCCUCUCACUUUGCAUGCUCACCGACAUAGUCAUUGUGAAGCGUAUCAACCUGGAGCUCGGUGUUCCUGACAAGUGGUUUGUGCUUGGAGCUUCAGCGUUUGUGGAAGCUAUAGGACAGUUCAAGAGCCUGCCAUUCAUGGUGCUGUUGGCCCAGCUGUGUCCGUCCGGCAGUGAAGCCUCUGUGUUCGCCUUCUUCACGGCAGCAUCAUGUCUGGCAGGCCUCUUAAAUGGUUAUCUCGGUGUUGCAUUGUCGACAUACCUCAACAUAUCUGGGACGGAUUUCUCCGGGUUGCCUUUGGGUAUCUUCAUCAGUGCCUCCUGUGCCUUGCUGCCUAUUCUCUGGAUCGGAUUGAUACCUGCCACAACCGAAUCGUCCAAGGAGACUCAAACGAGCGCAGUUGAGGAGCCGAAGAAAGAGCUUUAAGCGCUGGAGUGCCUAUACUUCUACUGCGUGGAUAGAUAUCUAUUUGUGCUACGCCCAUUAGUGCAGCAAAGGUAUCCACAAAGCCAAAAAUCAUAGGAUCCUGUAAGGUCCCCAUUCUUAGAAUUUUAUAAAUUUAGGAAGUUACCUAUAGCGACAUCGGAAUGGCUGCACUGGUGUAAUCUUUUCUUUUAAGUAGAUUUUAUUUAUUUAUUUAUUUAUUUUUGAUCACACAUCAAUUCGGUUUUAUGGUAGCUAUGUAGAUAGAGUUCUGACUACUUCCUGUUGAUAAUUGACAAGGCGGGCACGAUAUCUUUGUGAAGUAAGCCUUAUCGUCAAGGUUGAAGAUUGUGUAGAUAGCUGCAGGUUUAGUGUAGGUAUUGUAUUAAUUUGGAGGGGUUCAAUCCACAGAUUAUUGUUAUGUGAUUAUAUAAAGUUUGUAUAAUUCUCUCUCA